Messenger RNA from Schistocerca serialis cubense, 2496 nucleotides. Its product is annotated as potassium voltage-gated channel protein eag-like. Gene Ontology annotation, molecular function: voltage-gated potassium channel activity. The transcript has 14 exons. The coding region runs from base 1 to 2496 and encodes 831 amino acids. Gene Ontology annotation, cellular component: membrane. Gene Ontology annotation, biological process: potassium ion transmembrane transport; regulation of membrane potential. Lineage: Eukaryota; Metazoa; Arthropoda; Insecta; Orthoptera; Acrididae. The record is from RefSeq and is a predicted model, not a curated record.
AUGCGUGCUAGGAUUUCGUUUAAGGGCAUCGGCAGCCUGUUCAGUGCGCUGAAGGUGGUACGCCUGCUGCGGCUGGGCCGCGUGGUGCGGAAGCUCGACCGCUACCUGGAGUACGGCGCGGCCAUGUUGAUAUUGCUGCUGUGCUUCUACAUGCUGGUGGCGCACUGGCUCGCGUGCAUCUGGUACUCGAUCGGGCGGUCGGACGCGGACAACGGCGUCCAGUUCUCGUGGCUGUGGAAGCUGGCCAACGUCACGCAGACGCCCUACUCCUACGUCUGGAGCAACGACUCGGGCUCGCCGGAGCUCGUCAACGGGCCGUCGCGCAAGACCAUGUACGUGACGGCGCUCUACUUCACCAUGACCUGCAUGACCAGCGUCGGCUUCGGCAACGUCGCCGCCGAGACCGACAACGAGAAGAUCUUCACCAUCUGCAUGAUGAUCAUCGCCGCGCUGCUGUACGCCACCAUCUUCGGUCACGUGACGACCAUCAUCCAGCAGAUGACGUCGGCGACGGCCAAGUACCACGACAUGCUGAACAACGUGCGGGAGUUCAUGAAGCUGCACGAGGUGCCCAAGGCGCUGAGCGAGCGCGUCAUGGACUACGUCGUCUCCACCUGGGCCAUGACCAAGGGGCUGGACACCGACAAGGUGCUCAACUACUGCCCGAAGGACAUGAAGGCGGACAUCUGCGUGCACCUGAACCGCAAGGUGUUCAACGAGCACCCCGCCUUCCGGCUGGCCAGCGACGGCUGCCUGCGAGCGCUCGCCAUGCACUUCACCAUGAGCCACUCGGCGCCGGGGGACCUGCUCUACCACACUGGCGAGUCCAUAGACUCGCUCUGCUUCAUCGUCACCGGCUCGCUCGAGGUCAUCCAGGACGACGAGGUCGUCGCCAUCCUCGGCAAGGGCGACGUGUUCGGCGACUCCUUCUGGAAGGACAGCGCAGUGGGGCAGUCGGCGGCCAACGUGCGGGCGCUGACGUACUGCGACCUGCACACCAUCAAGCGCGACAAGCUGCUGGAGGUGCUCGACUUCUACCAGGCGUUCGCCAACUCCUUCGCCCGCAACCUCGUGCUCACCUACAACCUCAGGCAUCGGCUGAUCUUCCGGAAGGUGGCGGACGUGCGCCGCGAGAAGGAGCUGGCCGAGCGGCGGAAGAACGAGCCGCAGCUGGACCAGAGCCAGGACCACCUGGUGCGCAAGAUCUUCUCCAAGUUCCGCCGCGACCGCGCCGCCGCCCAGCACCAGCAGGCGCUGCCGCCGCCGUCGCCGACGACGACGGACGUGGAGAAGGGCGAGGGCGGCGUCACGACGCCCUCUGGGGAUGCCUCCUGCUCGUCGCCGGCGCUGCGCGUCCCCAAGCUGUCCAGCGUCGCCGAGCGCCACGACUCCUCCUCCACCAACGCCGCCAGCUCCAGCAACACCAAUGGGGCCAAGCCGCACCGGCCCACCACCAUACGUGCCUCCAGGCAUUGUCUCAUGCUUCACCAUGACAGACGACUCCAGUCUCUGGCCAGUCGUGUAUCACAGUGGGGACGCCUGCUGGGGUCCAGCGGCGGGAGUGUCGACUCGUCCGACGCGGGCAGUAGUUCGGCUGCAGCGGCGCUGAUGUCGCGCUCGCUGUCCAUCCGGGGUGACCACCACGGCGGAAGUGGCGCUGGCGGCGCGCAGGCCAAAAAUGGCGGCGCUUCCUCUUCUGGUGGGGCGCCAGGCUCGUCUUCCUCGCUCGGAGGCAACGGAGGCUCGGGGAAUAAGGUGUUCCCGAAGCUGCCUAAGCCGAUGACGAGGCAGGACACGAUGGAGGAAAUCGUCGAGAUCGAAGACCGUUACAACCGUCCAGGGAGCCUUCGUAAGGUGGAGUCGUGUGACAGCGGCAUGGUCCGCAGUGUGGAGCAGAGGCUGAACGACCCCCCACCCACGCCUCACCCCGUCGUCUCAGGGGUGGCUGCCAUGCUGCCUCCGGCAGAGUACAAGGACCUCGUGGCCAACAUCAUGGACUUCAAGGUCGACGUCAAACUCGAGGUCCAGCGGUUACACCAGAAGGUGGGCCGCAUGGAGGAGAUGCUGGCCGAGAUCGUGCAGAGGCUCGGCCCCGCCCCCACCCCCGCCCCCGCGCCGGAGGCGGCCGCCCCCGACGCGGCGGCUGGAGGAGCGUCGGCGGCGGACGUGUCGCAGGUGAGCCUCCAGCCCAAGCCGCAGCAGCAGUCUGCCACGCCCACCUCGUCCUCGUCGUCUUCUGGCGGCGGCGGCGGGGGCGGAACCACCAUCCCGGUACCAGUCAGCGGGGGUGGAAACGGCGUGGGAGGCCUCGUUCUCAGGAAAAGGAGGUCCAAGUCCAGGAACAAGGGCGCUGCGCCCGGGGUGCCCACCACGAGCUCGCCGAGGACUUCCCCGACGGAGACGACGAGGAUGCUGCCGCCCACGGAGGAGGCGGACUCGGGGGCCUCGUCCGAGGAGAAGAGGUCCUCGUACCGCCGCUCCAGGGAGUUCCUGUAG